AUGCCUCGGAUGAGUACACCUCCACCAUGGCUCAGAGAUCAACUCACUGCCCAUUCAGAUAAGCUAAAUGCUUUCUCUGAUCGUCUUAGCAUUUUGUCUGACCAUGUGACUGAGGCUCAAAUAAAGGCAUCAAACCAAGACUCAAUGGGUCCAAAUGAGUUUAUAAAGCCCUCUUCAAAUCCAGCUGAUAAACCUUCUACGUGCAAUGCCUCCAAUUCUAAAACUAACCCAAGUCGAUCAUCUGCAAUAACACAUUCACAUGACAACUUCAAGUCUAAGCAGUACGCGACAGUUCGGCCACUAAACUGCCAGCAGUUACCGUCAUUAAAUGCUGGAGAGAGUGCCAUUUCUCAAGAUCAGAGUGGUUGGAAGAUGGAUUUUGCAACCAUUAACAAGGGACUUACACACCAAUUUGAUCAAGACUUAUACAGUGAUGAAGAAUUGGAAACUAUAAAAAAAGGCAGCCACAUGUCGGUUCUUUCACCAAACGAUAUCCUAGAAAAUAGUCUGGAUGCUUUGGCAACACCUGAGAAUGAAACCGGUCAUGAGGAGCCAUUUCCAGUGUUCAGGACAGAUAUUUGUCGGCGGAAAAACAGUGCCACUCAAAUGAACGGAGAUUUUGAAAAACCAAGAGAGAGGGAAAAACACGGUGAGCCACGUAAAAGAUGCUCAUGUCAGGGAAUAAGUCAGACCAAUAACCUGUCCCAUGAUGGCACUUCAAAAACCACCAUUCCAAAUAUCUCUCGGCCUGAUACACUGGAUCUCAGCCCGCCCACCCACAACUCUGAUUCUCCAUCACAGGAAGACUCGCAAACGUCUCCCCUCUCCCCUUAUUUAACUAAGAGAUACAGCAGAAAGAAGGCAGGUGGGUUUUCUGAAUGUGAGAACAAUUGUUGUAAACCAAGGCAACCAUCAUCUUCAUCGUCAUCAGCAUCAGCAAGCCAUUACAGCAACACGAUGGGUUCUCGUCAUAAAUCCAGAAAAGAUGAAAAAGACGGCCAUAAAGGCAAGAAAUCGGCCAAGAAUUCCAAUUAUUACUCUCCAGAAGAUCCCCAUCCAUCUUCAUACCUGGCCUUUUUGGCCCCAUUUCAGCAGACAGAGCUCCACCACCCCGGUUCGAAAAAAUUGCCAGUCUGUGCCUAUGGUUAUUCAAAGUCCCACGAUGCCGAAAUCCGUCACAGUAAGAUUUACCAUAAUGGAUUGGAGCACAGUAGACAGAAUUUACCGUUUCUCUUCAACAAGAAAACUCUGCCAGAUGUUUAUUUGGCAUGCAGUGAAUGGCGUAAAAAUGUCAUGAGUGCAUGUGCUAUAGAUGGAGAGGCAAUGACCACCGAGCUGAAAAAACUAUGUAGCAUCUCGUCUGAUUCUAGCUAUGAAAGCAUUAAAGCAGAACACUCAGGUAGUAAGGACGAUGGCUAUUCGACAAUGUCCAGUGACAUGCAGCCAGAGAUACUUGAAAGAUUCAGUGAUUCAGCCAUGAUGAAACGUUUGAGUGGACGUAACAGCAUUGAGCUGAACGUCGACUGCUGUGGGAAAAUAGUGCCUCACGUGAACAAAUCUAAUAAUGUUGCUCCAUCUCGGAAUAACCGUGCCAGCAGCUCUCCGACCGACUCCGAGCACAGCUCAGACUUGAAUGGUGCCAGUGAAAAUUUUAACUCGCAAGAGUUUUUUACUUCUUCAACUAUCAUCUCCAACAACCGCCAAAGUUUGGCAGCUAGGAAGCAGAGGGAGGGAAGGUUUCACAAUACCAACCUAAAUAGCCAUAAUGGAGGAGCUACUGAUAACUGUACACACACUUUCCCAAAAUUUUGUUGCCCUUCAAAACGAAAGAGUCUCUUAGAAGCAUCGACCUCAUCAUCGUCGUCUUCAUUUCACCAAUCAACAAAGUCUUUACAUUGCUGUUCAGGUUAUUUUCCUGACACUAAUUCAUUAGAAAGUUCAUCAAGAUCUCCUUUCCUGAUGUCUGAUGCCAACAAUACAAACGGCUGUGACAAAACUGCUAGAAAGUUGCGUCAAUCUUCAGAUAUGGCCGACUGCAAGAAGGUGCCUUCAUACAGUCGCUUCACAUUCCCAUCAUCUCAGAGAUUCCAAGCAUCCAUGAUAAAGAGGGCCAAAUCCGAUUCUCAUCUUUUUGUCAAGAAUAGUUCCAAAUCAAUUACAUCUCUGAGAGAUUCUUUGUUUUUUGGUAAUUUAGAUAGCAGCAUCAGUGAUUGCACCAUUUCUUUGUCAGACCUCAGUCCAAGCCGUUCUUCCCAGUCACCAUUACCAUUGACUGGCUCUUUAAGACGUUCACCAUGGCAGCCAUUGGUCAAUGUUGACCAGCAGGACACUAACUUGAGCAUGCAAUCAAAAUGGCUUCAGAAAAAAUUUAUUUUGAAGGCCGAACAUUCUCCUUACAACGAAAAUAAACUGCACCACACUUUGGGAAGCAACCAAUCACAUACACCAGCUGUCGACCACACCCUGAGUGCCUGUCAUACAAGGAACACUAACAAAAACGUCCCUAACCCCUAUUCCUUUCUAUGGUUCACAUGCUUUUACCUCCUCCCCUCGCUCAUUCUCUCCUUAUCUCACCCACUGCCAACUUUUUUCAUAUAUUUCUCCUUCAAAAAUUCUUUUGAAAACUGCCCUACCCCAAAGAUAACAAGGGCUGAUCUGCUUGAUGCCAUGAUUGAUGUGUCUCCACCCAAUGGUAGUGAUGACAGCAGUAACGAUGACAGGAUGUCAGUGUCUAAGUUCAAGAACAAGAAAGAACUGGAUUUAUGCAUUCGCUUUCUUUCUUCCUUUUCUUUUCUUUUCUUUCUUUCUUUUUUCUCUUUUUUCUUUCUUUUUUCUUUCUUUUUUCUCUUUUUUCUUUCUUUUUUCUCUUUUUUCUUUCUUUUUCUCUUUUUUCUCUUUCUUUUUCUCUUUUUUCUUUCUUUUUCUCUUUUUUCUUUCUUUUUCUCUUUUUUCUUUCUUUUUCUCUUUUUUUCUUUCUUUUUCUCUUUUUUUCUUUCUUUUUCUCUUUUUUCUUUCUUUUUUUCUUUCUUUUCUAUUUUUUCUUUUUGCUUUCUUUUUCUAUUUUUUCUUUCUUUUUUUCUUUCUUUUUCUAUUUUUUCUUUCUUUUUCUAUUUUUUCUUUCUUUUUUUCUUUCUUUUUCUAUUUUUUCUUUCUUUUUUUUCUUUUUCUAUUUUUCUUUCUUUUCUAUUUUUUCUUUCUUUUCUAUUUUUUCUUUCUUUUUUUCUUUCUUUUUCUAUUUUUUCUUUCUUUUUUUCUUUCUUUUUCUAUUUUUUCUUUCUUUUUUCUUUCUUUUUCUAUUUUUUCUUUCUUUUUUUUUCUAUUUUUUCUUUUUUCUUUCUUUUUCUUUUUUCUUUCUUCUCUUUCUUUUUUCUUUCUCUCUUUCUUUUCUUUUUUCUUUUCUUUCUUUUUUCUUUCUUUCUUUCUUUCUUUUUUUUCAAGAAUUGA
Molecule: messenger RNA, 3444 nt
Organism: Acanthosepion pharaonis
Lineage: Eukaryota; Metazoa; Mollusca; Cephalopoda; Sepiida; Sepiidae
Source: the annotation of a GenBank genome assembly